Microtus ochrogaster (prairie vole) is the source of this 2803-nucleotide messenger RNA. RefSeq names its product claudin 19 (gene Cldn19). Gene Ontology annotation, molecular function: structural molecule activity. Gene Ontology annotation, cellular component: membrane; bicellular tight junction. Lineage: Eukaryota; Metazoa; Chordata; Mammalia; Rodentia; Cricetidae. The record is from RefSeq and is a predicted model, not a curated record.
GGCUGGCCGGUCAGCUGUCCCCUCUCCUCCCCUACUCCUGUGCCACUUAGCUUCCCUGUUCCAGCUGUUACUCUCACCAUGACCACAGCGCUCCUCAGGACCCUGGCCCAUCUCUGAGCCCUGGAAUCCUCAGACUCCUCCCUGGGCCAUGGCCAACUCCGGCCUCCAGCUCCUGGGCUACUUCCUAGCCCUGGGUGGCUGGGUGGGCAUCAUCGCCAGCACUGCCCUGCCACAGUGGAAGCAGUCCUCCUAUGCAGGCGACGCCAUCAUCACUGCCGUGGGCCUCUAUGAAGGGCUGUGGAUGUCUUGCGCUUCUCAGAGCACGGGGCAGGUGCAAUGCAAGCUCUAUGAUUCGCUUCUGGCCCUGGACGGUCACAUCCAGUCAGCGAGAGCCCUGAUGGUCAUGGCAGUGCUGCUGGGCUUUGUGGCCAUGGUGCUCAGUGUCGUGGGCAUGAAGUGCACUCGGGUUGGAGACAGUAACCCCAUCGCCAAGGGCCGUGUGGCCAUCUCCGGGGGUGUCCUCUUCCUCUUGGCAGGUCUCUGUACCUUGACCGCUGUCUCGUGGUAUGCUACCCUGGUGACCAAGGAAUUCUUCAACCCCAGCACUCCUGUCAACGCCAGGUAUGAAUUUGGUCCAGCUCUGUUUGUCGGCUGGGCCUCUGCUGGCCUGGCCAUGCUGGGGGGCUCCUUUCUUUGCUGCACAUGUCCAGAGCCGGAGAGAGUCAACAGCAUCCCACAGCCUUAUCGCUCUGGACCCUCAACUGCUGCCCGAGAACCGGUUGUUAAAUUGCCCGCCUCCAUCAAGGGCCCCUUGGGUGUGUAAAGUUCGGGUUCCCAGCCAGGCCCUCCCCACUACCACAUCUAGACGGUGUGUUUGGUACUUUAUGGAAAGAGAAGCGAAUAUUCAGCCCCGAGUGUGAUGUCAUCCUGUCUGUUCCCACGCGCCUAGGGUGGGGUCUGGACUAGAGAGGUCAGAACCAACUCCUAGGGCUAUUGCGCUGGGCUCGAGGAUGCAGGCAGAGGAAGCAGGGAGCAUGUACAGUUCCUGCUCCCUAAGCUGCCUGCCCCACCUUGGAGUUUGGUACCAGGACUUGGAUGAUGGGAACCCACAGCUAGUCCUAGAGGCCACCUAAAGCCUGGCCUAGGAAGGGUGCAGGACCUCAGGGAACCCCUGGCAUGAAGACCAUCCCAUAGGUAGGUAGAAUGUCCUAAGCUCUCCUUGGGAGCCCUCCUGAAGAAAAGGACAAUCUCUGUAAGGCCCAACUAAGGACUGGGUCACAGCUGAGUGACGGGACACUGUAGGAGCUCCCUCAGUGAGGAAGAGGACAGAGAGGACUGUCCUGCGCAGACUCCAAAGCCCUCGGCUCAGCUCUCACCCUAAUCCUACAGUGAUUGUCAGCUUCCUUGUGCUGAAGUGCGGUCAGGGGACAGGGCUGUGGGUCUUUGAGGCCAGGUAUGACCUUCUAGAAGAGGUAAAGUCCUUGGAGGAACUGAGGGGAAAAAAGCUCAGCAAAGGGCCAGCCGUGUCCUUCAUCCUCAGUGCUCCCAUCCAGAGUGCGCUGGCCCCUGCCUUCACUUGUGGGCUUCUGCCACUCAACCCUCUCCCUGGACUCCAGGUCUGUCCCUCUCCUGAGAAGAGACAUCCACCACUACCCCUCUCAUGCUUCCAAUAUGCCUUCCUAGCUAGCUAGCUAGCGCCAGCUUCUUCCACUUCUAGUCUGUGACCAUAUCUCCCGCCAAGUGACUGAACCCCCAGAACCUUGUUCAGCUUCUUGAAGACUGUGCAAUCCCGGGGUGCAAAGACCAAAACACUACAGCUGACAGUGGUGGAGGAGGAGGGAAGCAGGCACAGAGAUGCUAUGGCCAGAUAAUGAUAUACCUGCUAAACUGCUGGCCAAUUAAUCUUCUGAUUGGUGGCAGCCGUCAACCCCCAUGGACGCUUCUGAUUCUAAACAGGUUUCCUGAGCGAGGCCCCUUGAGCUGUGAGAACUGCAGCUGAGUCCUCUCUGGGUGCCCGAAAGCAUCAGAGGGUUCCUGGCCUUAGGUGCACAUUGGAGUCUCUUAGAAGUGGAUGCCCAGCCUCCUCCCAGACACGAAGACUUAGUUGGUCGGGUGAGCCCGGGCAUCAGAAUUCACAGUUCCUUUGCAGUGUGUGCUUCACACUGGCGGUACUUCCUUGAGGCCUACACUCAGACCCUCUGAAUCACCUGUGGAGGGCGGAAGGAGCCUGCCAGAAGAGGGUGGGGGAGAGGCAAGACCAGAAAGGAAGUUUCAUCCACCUCCUGCCUCUCCGGAAUCCAAACCCCUGGAGGAGACGCCCACAUCCUUCCCAUCCAUGUUCCUUUGUCCUUAAUGAUUUCCACUUUGAAUCCUGUCACACGCAGCCCGACUAACAGAGUUUGUAGCCUAGGAACCUAGUGUGACACAGAUGUCCCCUUCCCGGGUCUGGUACUCAGCAGCAUUUGAGUAUGAAGCUGGCAGGAAACUUUGUGUGCCCUCUUAAGAGUCUGAGGGCUAGGAGGCUCAAAAUUUGGUGGGGGAAUUUGGAGGCAGAAUGUACUGGCUACAUCUUGUGGUUGUCAGGGGCAGGCUGUGGGCGAAGAGAGCUCCAUGCAAGGACGGGACCUGGAAGUAGGGUGGCAUUAUCUGUUUCUCCACUUAAGGAAGCCCACUCUUCCCCAUCCUGGGGACCGGAAGGGCAGAGGGUCAGUCCUUAAUGAAUUACACAACCAAUUUAGGCGGUGAUUAAAACCGUGAGGUACUGGGGUGGGGAGGAAGUGUGUGGGAGACAAUGAAGGAGUGA